UUUUAAACCAGGUACCUGCAGCGUGGACUUUUUGCUGAAUUUCAGAUCCGCCAAAGCAAAAAGGCAAAGAGAACAGAGGAAGAAAAGAAAAGAAGGAAAGCUUUUUCAUGCUAAUCGCUCACUUAUAACUGUAACGAGUUUCUUCGUCUGAUGGCUGAUAAUGGUUCCCGCCACCCCUCGCCGCCGGUUUCUUCUUCUCCUCCUCCUCCUCCUCCUACGUCAUCGUCCAAUUCCUUUGCUGCUUCUUCUGCCCGCCCUACCACCAUCUCUCUUCCGCCUCGCUCCUUCAAUGAAACGCUCUUCACGUCUGGCCUCGGUGUGGGCUUCAGCCCGGGCCCUAUGACUCUCGUCUCUAGUUUCUUCUCCGAUUCCGAUGAUUUUAAAUCUUUCUCCCAGCUUCUCGCCGGCGCCAUGGUCUCUCCCGCUGCCAAUAGCAACAACAAACCUCCCUUUCCUCCUCUUCCUCCGGAGGAUAAAAGUAAAACCUCCGUUGCUGACGUCAGCAGGCCGACUAGUUUGUCCAUCUCUCCGCCGUCGCCGAUGUUCACUGUGCCCCCGGGGCUGAGUCCGAUGGCUCUUCUUGAUUCACCAGCUUUCGGGCUCUUAUCUCCUCAGGGACACAUUGGAAUGACUCACCAGCAGGCUCUAGCUCAGGUUACUGCCCAGGCUGCACAAGCCCAUUCUAAUAUGCACAUUCAAGCACACUAUUCAUCUUCUUUACCAUCAGCACCGGAAACAUCUUCAACACAGUUUUCAUCUGUCACAACUAAUUCAACUACUGACCAGAAGAUGCUAUCCUCAAUCCCAGAUCCUAGUGCUUCCAUUAAUGAAUCUUCAGACUUCUCUCAUUCUGAUCAAAGAUCCCAAGCUUCUUCACUUGUUGUUGAUAAACCUACUGAUGAUGGCUACAAUUGGCGAAAAUAUGGGCAGAAACAGGUGAAAGGCAGUGAAUUUCCACGAAGUUAUUAUAAAUGUACACAUCCCAAUUGUCCUGUCAAGAAAAAGGUUGAGCGAUCUCUUGAUGGUCAAGUAACUGAAAUUAUCUACAAGGGGCAGCACAACCAUCAAGCUCCCCAACCCAAUAAACGUGCAAAGGGUGCUGGAAGCUUGAAUGGAAAUUCAAAUAAUCAGAAUAAUUUUGAACUAGCUUCUCAAUUUCAAAGUGGAAAUGUGAACAAAUUAAAAGAUAGAAAAGAUCAGGAAUCAAGCCAGGCCACACAUGAACUUUUAUCUGGGGCAAGCGACAGCGAGGAAGAUGGUGAUGCUGAAAAUGGUGUAGAUGGAAAUGAUGAAGAUGAACCUGAUCCCAAGAGAAGAAAUACAGAAGUCAAGGUAACAGAUCCAGCUUCUUCACAUAGGACUGUCACAGAAUCUAGAAUCAUUGUGCAGACUACCAGUGAAGUUGAUCUUUUGGAUGAUGGCUAUAGAUGGCGCAAGUAUGGGCAGAAAGUUGUCAAAGGCAAUCCUUAUCCAAGGAGCUACUAUAAAUGCACAACCGCAGGCUGCAAAGUCCGUAAACAUAUUGAGAGAGCUGCAACAGACCCAAGAGCAGUUAUAACAACUUAUGAAGGCAAACAUAAUCAUGAUGUUCCUGCUACUAAAGGGAGUAGCCACAGCACAGCCAAUAGUAAGUCAUCGGAGCUGAAACAAAAUAAUGUAGAGAAGCUUGCCUUAGAUAACAGGAGAGACCUUGGCACCAAUAAUCAACAACCUAUAGCACGACUUUGUUUAAAAGAAGAGCAGAUAACAUAAUUUCCCUCAUGAAAAAGCAGGAGAAUAUGGGCGCUGUAAGAUAUCUUUGCUGAAAUCUAUUUUUCAUGCUUUUCAAGGCCAUUGGUUUGAUCAAGGUCCAUGGCACCAACUACCAUAUUCACAAGAAAAGAAGAUAAAGAGAAGUCAAUCGGGGGAUAACUUUCAUGGAUUGAGUUAGUUAGAAGACAUAUUGUUGUAUGUAAACAAGUUAGCAGGUAAUUUUUAUUGAAAUCCUGUUCUGUGCAUUCUUUUGUACAUUAUCUGGAAGUAAGGUUGCGCAUAGUUGUUCACAAUUGUUUUAUUUGAAUUUAUUGCAGAUAUUUUUCUAGUCUUA
This is a messenger RNA of Hevea brasiliensis (rubber tree), 2086 nucleotides long. Its product is annotated as probable WRKY transcription factor 3. Gene Ontology annotation, biological process: regulation of DNA-templated transcription. The coding region runs from base 151 to 1752 and encodes 533 amino acids. The record is from RefSeq and is a predicted model, not a curated record. Gene Ontology annotation, molecular function: DNA-binding transcription factor activity; sequence-specific DNA binding. The transcript has 4 exons. Lineage: Eukaryota; Viridiplantae; Streptophyta; Magnoliopsida; Malpighiales; Euphorbiaceae.